Molecule: messenger RNA, 1005 nt
Organism: Microthlaspi erraticum
Lineage: Eukaryota; Viridiplantae; Streptophyta; Magnoliopsida; Brassicales; Brassicaceae
Source: the annotation of a GenBank genome assembly
AUGAGACAUCAACCACGUCAACGUCACUCGCCACCGCAAUCUCACUCAUCUCCGUCGUCAUCUUCAUCGGAAUUCGAGUUUAACAUCUCAAUCUCGCCGCGAAAAGCCUCUUCUUCGCUUUGUCCCGCCGAUGAGCUCUUCUACAAAGGCCAGCUUCUCCCUCUUCAGCUCUCUCCUCGUCUCUCUCUCGUCCGCACACUCUGCUCUUCUUCCUCCGACUACUCUUCUUCUUCAUCCUCCUCCGCCGCAACCUCCGCCGCACGUGACUCCACCGAAUCUUCCUCCUCCACUGAUUCCACCGCUUCUUUCCCUCUCCUCCAUCCUCCGCCGCUCGAUUGCUGUGACUCUUCCCGUCCUAGCUCCGUGACCGACGAAGAAGACUUCUUCUUUAAACCUCCGAAGAAGAAUCUAAGUUACAAAUCUUCCGGCGGUUUCUCACUCUCUAGAUUCUCCUCUGUUUUCAAGAAAGAUCCAAAAACCGCCGUCGCCGCAGCAAACGCAGCUCCGUCGUCGGUGAAGAGAAUGAGCUCAACAGCGAAAGAGGUCAUUCGCAAAUACAUGAAAAAAGUCAAACCUUUAUACGACAAGUUAUCUCAGAAACAGAGCUCCACCGUCACCGCUUUGAAAACAGAGUCAUCAUCUCUCAAAGACUCCGGAAACAUCCGUGGAACCGCCGCCUCCUCCUCCUCAACUACCACCGCCAUUCCAACAGUUGUCUCCGGGGGAGGUCUAUCGAUCUCUUUCUCCGGAAACCUAAUGAAAUACACAAAACGAGGACGAUGCGCGGCGAGCUGUCCGUCGUCUAUGAGGUCAUCUCCGAAUCACUCCGGCGUACUGACACGUGGCGGUUUCCCGAGUGGUCAAGGAGGAGGUAGCUGCAGCAGCAGCAGUAACAACAGUAUGUCUUCUUCAAUGGAAGAGUUGCAAAGUGCUAUUCAAGGAGCGAUUGCUCAUUGCAAGAACUCAAUGUUGCAGAAGAGUUUGGUUAGUAGUCUCGAGAUCUAG